CUUCAGUACUUGGUGUGGAAGCGUUAUGCCAACGAUAAGGUAAGUUAGUUUGUUAACGAUCCACAGAUGGCCUUGUUUACAUGCCAAUCCCCGGGUUAGCGUGUGAGAGAUGCGGCGGCUAGGGGGAUCAGCCACUCGUUAUGUAUAAUUUCUGGUGAAUUCCGGGGUGGAACAAUGGAACCGCUGUUGAUCUACGUUGCCUAUGUCUAGGAUAGCGUAUUUGAUUGAUUAUUAAAAUAAUUAUUUGAAAAACUGCUAUUGUUGUAACCUAUACUUUAUCGCUAGCUGUGUUAACUAACGUUAGCUCGCCAAACGUUAGCGCUGGAUAAUUGACUAGGCAAACCCAGCUACGAGCCAGUCAUGUUUGUGUAUUCGGCCAGAACCCACCUCAUUUGAUAUAUUACACUGUACACACCUAACUACGUCUAUGAUAUCGUGUAUGCAUAAGUCCCUAUUUAUAGCAUGUAGGGAAUGCAAACAAGCGUCUAGCACUGACCUGGGGGCCAGGUCAAUAUUGCAAGUCACAUAUCAAACUCCUGGCUGCCUACUGCGGUGAUCCAUGGCUUUAUGUUCAUGCCACAAAGUCCAUCACAAACCGUAGGACAGGAGCAGACAUCCGAAAUAGACCGACAAUCGCCACACCGCCCACUACGUGGAAAUAUUUUUUGGGGGAAUGCAAGGAGUCACUAUAGGUGGCUGAAUAUUCACGUUUUUCUUAUUAGGACUAGAUGGUAUGUCACGCGGCUGAUCCUGUGCCUACUGUCCUACCGCCUUGUCAGUAGGGGAAAACAUCGUCAUGUAAUCCUUUAAACCGCUGCAUUAAGCCUCUUCCCGUGCUUUGUAUCCCACACGUGUUAUCAUAUUGUUUGUCAAAUGUACAACUAGAAGAAAGGAAAGUCCCAGGGGUAAUGGGAGAUAUCUGUGCUUUCCCGAUCUUUCUGAAGCUUUGGUUGGACAAGUUUUGCUCGAUCUCUAAUCAGUGAAUCGCACAAGUGGCUGGGUAUUGGAGCAGACCUUUCUGUCUAGUGCAGAGAGACCUUGAAUUAUGGCACACUGUAGUUCCAUUGACCUGAGUUCAGACGAAUGAGCAUCACACCGUGUCCCUGACCCGUUCUUCUGUAUCAUACAACUUGUCCACAUAAAUAUCCUCAGACUCCAUUGGCAAGUUAAUUUUUUUUCGGAACCAUUUUAUAUUGCCCCCUCCUCCUUAUCCUCAAGUUCUUUGUCUCCUUUCAGAGCAUCCACCUCAACGGUUCCUCAUGAAAGACGGGGAGUGUAACUUCUUCUGCUUCUUCCGCUGCUGCUGAGCGGUGUUGGGCUAGCUUGUGGAGCCGUUCUCUCUGGGCUCUGUAGUUCCCCAGGUGGUUCCGGCGGCUCGGGAGCCAGUCCCAGAGAGUGAGGGAGUCUCUGCCGGCAAAUGUCUGUGGACAUGAACACCAAUGAGGAUGACCUCGGGGUCAACUCUGAGGAUGAUGACGGGGGGGACGACGACGACCAGGGGGACAUAGCCGACUACUAUGAAGGCGUGGCCGGAGACAUGGAGCAGCAGGGGUCCGACUCGUUCGACCCAGAGGAGUACCAGUUCACCUGCCUCGACUACAGGGAGAGUCAGAAGGUGCUCUGCGACGAGGUCAACAGUAUCGCCGCCAUCCUUAAGGUUUUACCUGCUGUAGCCAAACUGGUCCUUGUGCACUUUCACUGGCAAGUGUCACAAAUACUGGACAGAUACAAAUCAAGUUCAUCUCAGUUGCUGUCUGACGCCCAGGUCCAGCCCAGCAGCACCUGCAGAUCAGUUCCCACACCUCAGUCCCUCCAGUGUGGGGUGUGUCUGCAGCUGGUUCGGAGGGACACCCUGCUCGCGUUGCCCUGUCAGCACUCCUUCUGCAAAGGAUGCUGGGAGCAGCAUUGCACUGUACUUGUCAAAGAUGGGAUGGGAGUGGGCAUCUCCUGUAUGGCUCAGGACUGUUCCCUCCAAAUGCCAGAAGACUUUGUGCUCUCGCUGCUGUCUGGUGAGGAGCUGAAGGACAAAUAUAGACGCUACCUCUUCAGGGACUAUGUGGAGAGCCACUUCCAGUUGCAGCUGUGUCCAGGGGCAGACUGCCCCAUCGUCAUCCAAGUGCAGGAGCCACGGGCCCGCAGAGUACAGUGCAUCCACUGCAAUGAGGUCUUCUGUUUCAAAUGCCGGGCCAUGUACCACGCCCCAACAGACUGCCCGACUGUCCGAAGGUGGCUGACCAAAUGUGCUGACGAUUCCGAGACGGCCAACUACAUCAGUGCCCACACUAAAGAUUGUCCCAAGUGCAAUAUAUGCAUUGAGAAGAACGGGGGCUGCAAUCACAUGCAAUGCUCCAAGUGCAAACACGACUUCUGCUGGAUGUGUCUGGGGGACUGGAAGACCCAUGGCAGUGAGUACUAUGAGUGCAGUCGCUAUAAGGAGAACCCAGACAUCGUCAACCAGAGCCAGCAGGCACAGGCCAGAGAGGCCCUCAAGAAAUACCUUUUCUACUUUGAGAGGUGGGAGAACCACAAUAAGAGUCUCCAGCUGGAGGCUCAGACGUACCAGCGGAUCCAGGAGAAGAUUCAAGAGCGGGUGAUGAACAACCUGGGCACCUGGAUAGACUGGCAGUACAUGCAGAACGCUGCUAAGCUUCUGGCCAAGUGUCGCUACACUCUGCAGUAUACUUACCCCUACGCCUACUACAUGGAGUCUGGUCCGCGUAAAAAACUGUUUGAAUACCAGCAAGCCCAGCUGGAAGCGGAGAUUGAGAACCUGUCCUGGAAGGUGGAGCGAGCAGACAGCUACGAGAGUGGGAGCGAGGGGGAGCUGAGUGCUAAUGACAGAGGGGAUCUGGAGAAUCAGAUGCACAUUGCUGAGCAGAGGAGACGCACGCUGCUGAAGGAUUUCCAUGACACCUGAAGUCUCCAGACUACUGCGAAGCACCAGCAGCUCCCUGACUCCUUCGCUUCCUUCACUUUCCAUCCCUUUGUCUACGGCUCCACACACUCAUCCCUCCCUUGUUAAGCGCUCUUUGUGUCUGCUACAGGGUCCCAGAAUGGUGUGGCUGUAUCCCUCGUCCCAUUUAGAUGUCAGGAACGCCACAUUCAAACACACUAAACAUGAAAUGAGAGGGCAUGCGCACACACACACCGUGAACACAAACAUGCUUUAACACUCUGCCAACAAAAAGAAACCUUAAUUCUCCCACCAUCCCUCUACCUGUUUGUUCUUUUUUUUCUUCUCACAUUGUUCACCUUUUUCUGUAAAUUGAUAGUUCGUAAAAAAAAAAACUUAAAAAAAAAAAAACAUUAAAAGAAAUGCUGUAAUUUUCAA
Molecule: messenger RNA, 3331 nt
Organism: Oncorhynchus nerka (sockeye salmon)
Lineage: Eukaryota; Metazoa; Chordata; Actinopteri; Salmoniformes; Salmonidae
Gene: arih2
Product: ariadne homolog 2 (Drosophila)
Exons: 14
Coding region: 1418-2917 (499 amino acids)
Biological process (GO): ubiquitin-dependent protein catabolic process; positive regulation of proteasomal ubiquitin-dependent protein catabolic process; protein polyubiquitination
Cellular component (GO): cytoplasm; ubiquitin ligase complex
Molecular function (GO): ubiquitin protein ligase activity; zinc ion binding; ubiquitin conjugating enzyme binding
Source: RefSeq, a predicted model, not a curated record